UAAGGUCCCGGCAGCCAUACCCACCACCGCCACUGCCUGUCCGCCGUUCCAGCCAUGGCACCGUCUUAUAGCGUGCCCUACACGACCCCGCUGCCCGAGGGCUUCGAAGUCGGCACCGUGCUGAGAAUCCGUGGUGUUGUCAACCAAGAGGCUGACAGGUUCCACGUGAACCUGAUGUGCAGUGACGAGACGGACAGUGAGAUCGUCCUGCACUUCAACCCCCGGCUGGCUGAAUCCACGGUGGUCAUCAACACCAUGGAGUGCGGCGCCUGGGGCUCAGAGGAGCGCGUCCUCGGCGGCGCCUUCCACCGUGGGCAGCCCUUCGACCUGCUCAUCAUCGCCAUGCAUGAAUGCUUCAAGGUUGUGGUCGGGGACUCGGAAUCCCACGAGUUCAUCUACCGGCUCCCACCAAAGCGCGCGCGCUGCUUGGAGGUGGGCGGGGACGUGAAGCUGGAUUUGGUGAAGAUCUUCUGAGCCUUCCCACGAGGGCGGGUGGGGACGGGGCGCAGGGGUCUUGGG
This is a messenger RNA of Physeter macrocephalus (sperm whale), 519 nucleotides long. It is a transcript of the gene LGALS7B, whose product is annotated as galectin 7B. The coding region runs from base 55 to 474 and encodes 139 amino acids. Gene Ontology annotation, molecular function: carbohydrate binding. The record is from RefSeq and is a predicted model, not a curated record. The transcript has 4 exons. NCBI's taxonomy places the organism in Eukaryota, Metazoa, Chordata, Mammalia, Artiodactyla, Physeteridae.